Talaromyces amestolkiae is the source of this 870-nucleotide messenger RNA. RefSeq lists its product as uncharacterized. The transcript has 2 exons. Lineage: Eukaryota; Fungi; Ascomycota; Eurotiomycetes; Eurotiales; Trichocomaceae. Bases 1 to 870 code for a protein of 289 amino acids. The record is from RefSeq and is a predicted model, not a curated record.
AUGGCGCCUUAUACGCAGCAGGUACUUAUCGCAACUGGUCAAACGGAUUGGAGCAGUCGAAUCGAUGAAGAUGGCGUCGAGCAAAGCUGGGGUAGUCUGGUACGCGGGCUGAAAGAUAUGUUUGGUCGGGGAGGGAAAUAUGCUGAUCCCUAUAAUAACUUGGUGGUUACCAAUUCCUCUUUCAAGCCUACGUCACAGGCUUCGUCGCCAUUCGCAUCGGCCUUUCUCUUCCCAGCUUUUAAAUACGUACCAAAAAUUCCAAUCGCAACGAACACAGAUGCUGAAACCGAACCGAAUCUCGAAUCGUUUGCGCGCGCAUACCUUCUCCCACACAACCUCCAUUCGGCGCAUGCGGGCAUUCCGGAAUCACAGCGACAAAUUAUGACGCGCUCGCCGGAAUUUGCCUCUCAGUACUUCCCGGAUGCACGGGAUAUCCGGCAGUCACCUACAAUAUUGAUUUGCGGGCAUGGAGGUCGUGAUAUGCGAUGCGGUAUUAUGAGGCCUGUCUUGCAAGCCGAAUUCGAGCGUGUGUUGCGACGGAAAGGGUUUGCCACAAAUAAUGAUGGCGAGGGGGAAAUUCAGAUUGAUGGACCGGCGCAUGCAAACAUUGCAUCUAUCAGUCAUGUCGGUGGACAUAAGUAUGCCGGUAACGUGAUUAUAUACAUCCCACCAGCCCUUAUGACGACUUCUUCCUCGUCUGGUACAAUUGUGUCAAGUCCAAGUCCGCUGGCCGGCAAGGGUAUAUGGUAUGGACGAGUGGAGCCUAAGCAUGUGGAGGGCCUUGUCGAGGAGACAAUCUUUAAUGGAAGAGUUGUUGAGGACCAUUUUCGUGGGGGGAUUGGUAUGGAUGGGGAGAUUUAUAGACUGUAG